AUGAAAAAACUCUUUUCAAAAUGUCGGAGGACGGGUAGCAGCAGGACACCUUUGAUCGAGAGAGACAACUCUUCGCAACAGGGUGAGUCUGUUAUCUUUGUCAUUUUUUAAUCGUACUUUAAUUUUCCCUCAAACUAAUGUUGGUGUAUCGUAGAGAAUCCAAGAAAUUUAGAUGCAAAGUGUGGAAUUAAAACCCCUCGAAAUGGACGUUAAAAAAAAAGUAGACAUGUGGAGAAAAGAACUGUCUGUCAGAAUUUGAGUUUUAUUUACUUCUUUGAAAAGGGACUGUGUGCAUUAAUCAACCUAAACAAAUGUAAAUAUGUCCGAGUUAGUCAGAAGGCUAAGUCUCAUUUCCAAGAUGUUGUUAGGCAUUAAAAGUUUAAUCAAAAUCAUCAGUGUUGACAUUGUUGGUUCCCAAUAAACAACAACUUCACAUUAUGGUCAAAUGUAUAAUAGGAUAGAGGCUCUCUGAUUGAUUUCAACCAGAGAUGGGAAUUGUGGAGUCACCAAAUCACCCCCAUGCCACGUAUUUGUUCCGCUCUGUCACUGAACCAGCUGCUUCCGAUGAGCAGCCAGGAAGGUUAGCUUAUUAGUGAAGGCACCUGAGUUCAGUAACUGAGCAGAACAAAUACAUGGCAAGGAGAUGACUUGGUGACUCCACAAUUCCCAUCUCUGAUUUCGACACUCAUUUCAUGCUCUACAUGAAAAGACGACCUGACUAAAUGAGGUUUUCCUUAUUGGAUUUGUGCAGUCUAGUCCCAAAACACUGCUGUUUCUGAACAGGAAACUACAUAGGAAAGUACGUCUGUGUUGUGUGUUUUAAGAUAACGAAGCGGUAGGGUACAAUUCAAAGUGUUUAAGUGUUAUUCAAACCAGACCGGAUCAAACUGGAUUGAAUGUGACAUAAUACCAGUAUGUCUGGGAUUUCCAAAUACCUGAGUGGAUUUGAAGCAUGUAUUCAAAGAAGACAGAUCCACACGGGUGUCUGAGUCAUACAUAUCAACUUCCAAUGGGCUCUGAUUUCAUUCGACUCACUUUCAUGAAGAAACCAAACCUGCAAUUCCGUUUUGAUAAUACAAAACUAUUAUAGGCAUGAAAACACUCUAAAUGAAAUGUAGCCUCUGGAAUGACAGGAUGAAGUGAAACUUCCUUUAAGUACCUGGUUUGCGUAUCAAACUUGAUUCUGAAGGGACUAUGAUGCCAAGGUUAUUUGCAUGGGUUUUUUUAUGGAGGGGAUGAAUAGGCCAAGCUGAGGAGAAAUUCAGUGGACCUGAUAAAAUUACUUCUGUUCAAUUCUUGUUCAAUAAUGAGGUCCAGUGGAGGCAAAUAUGUAGAGAAGGAGAGUGGACCAAGAAUGGAACCCUGGGGGACACCACAGGGAACUUCGGUCAUGCUAAAAAAAAAAACUGGUUUUAGGGAUACGAUUGACAGUGCUCUAACCUAAACUCUUAAAUUCACUUUCUUUCAUAGGUUACGAUCUGGCACUUGAUGCGAACGACAAUCAUCCAAGCAUCUUGAACACCAAUGAGGAACAACCCUUGGAGGUUCCUGGACAGAUCUCUCAUCAGGUGCUGGCUGAAGUUCUUGGUGUUGUCCCUGAUACAAACACCACUCUGGAUGGAGUCUGGUCCGAUUCAGACCAGCAGAAAUCUCUCAUCCAAAAAUCGGUGGACCAGCACUUCCCAAAGCCGCCAGCAGAUCUUGACCGCGACCUUCCUCAGCACCUGGAAAAUGUGCAGAACACUGUGCACAGUGAGCUCGUGAGGCUGCAUCCUUCGUUGGAUGUCAUGGGUCUGGGAGAGUGUCUGAUUGAUUGUUACCAUCGUCACACAUUCAAUCACCUCGAUGAUCUACUGCAGGAGAUCUGCUCAUCCAAGAGUCUCUUGGUGCUGAUGAAGUGGGUCUCAUACACAUAUCCGAGGUAACUAAAUCCACAUUUUUACCUCUGUGUCUUACACUUUAUUUUCAUCCAGAUCUUUUGAGAGAUCACCACCUGGCAGAGGGAUAGCAUUUGCUCCUAGUACCAUUUUGGUCCAAAUUCUGAGAUAGUUAAAUCCUGUUUUGCGCAACACAAGAUGUACAGAGAAAGAGUUUGAUACUUGGACAUGGUUCUCUUGCUUGCAUGAUCAUUUCCUCAUCCAGAAAAUAAGCUACAAACAGCAAAGAGCUUUUUUUCUGUGCAGCUCCAUUUUUAAAAGCUAUUAGAGGGUUUAGAAGGGCAUAGACGAUUGCGUAGCUCACCCAGGGGAUACGCUGUUUGAGCCGAGCGUCAUCACAGCGACUCACCUUCUGAAGGCGCACAAUGCCACCACUUGCUACUGUGCAAGGGGUGGUUCCAGGAAGUGGAGAAAAUCCCAGAAAUACAAAGAGCAAUUUGGCUUCAAAUUCGUAUAAUGAUGAGAGGCGGAACCAAGUUGUCCAUAGUAUAUACAGUCUAUGGUCUUGAGCUAUAAUCAAACCUGACUAUUUUUGAGUCCACCAUGGCCAAAGCUGUUAAUAUUAAUAUAUUCAUGCAAGUCUAAACAGACAAGGACAUAAACAGACAAAGGCUUAUGAACAACUGCUGCAGCAUCUGAUGUUGAUGUUUGUUUUACUUUUCCAGUCAGAAUCUGCUCAGCCAUCCAGGCCGUGAAGAACCAGUGACCAAAGUCGACCCCUUGAUGUUCUCAGAGUGGUUCGUUAAAGCAAAGGACAAGCUGCUUGUGAAUGUGCAGGUGAGGAAACUUGUGCCUACAGUGUAAUGGCUGUAUACAUUAGGAGGGGCCUAAGCUGUUCGCCAUGUUAUCGCUUCAGAUGAGGAUGGCAAAAUCACAGAUUCAACUGUCAAUGCACAAGAGUAAAACAAUGGCCGCAAUGUCAACAGAGGGUAGACCAUCUAUGCAUAUUAUUAAUUUUGGGGUUUCUUUUGGUCUGCAGAAAGAGGUCAAAGAGCAACUGGAGAAAAUCCUACAAAAUGAGCAAAAUGAAGACGGCAUGUAUACGAAUGAAGCUUUUGUCCGACUUUAUGUGGACGUCAUUGAGGUAUGUAGGUUUAGUUUAUUCCUCAUGUUUAAAAUAAAAACACUUUUUAAUGAUUCUAUAUUUAUUUGUUUCCUUUGUUUCGUUUGUUGUUUUGUUUCGCCCCUAAAGUGUACUGAGGCCAUACCCAAAGAAACCCUAAAAAUCAGCUCUGAACUGUCUCAUCGUGUGCAGGAGGUUUGUUUCAGAGCACUGCUGGGGUUUCUGGACAGGUGAGAGUUUCUAUUUUUUACCACAGCAAUCGAAAACAAAAGAAAUGUCAAAAACAACCAAUUUCCAUCAUUUCUUAACAGUCAGCAUGCAUCCUCAAUCAAACAGGUGUUUGUCAAGUCCUGUUCGCAAGGCUUAAACCAGACGUAACCUUUUCUUCUUGGUUGUAGGUACAUGGCUGAGCAGACUGAGACUCUUGGCAAAGAGGUUAAAAAGGAGAAACCAAAAAUGUGGCUCUUCUUCAAAACUUUGAAUACCUGUGAAAAGCUCAGGUGAGUUUGAGCUCCUCUGUCUCUGCUGAACAUUAACUCUGCUCACUGAAGGCAAUAUUUCUAUUCAUGUUCAUCAAAAAUCAUGAUAGUGUGUGGCUGAUCUAUCAUUAGAGUGGAUUUUCUUUCUCAUGUUUCCUCUCAGAGGGUACGUCCAGAACAAAGGGUCAGCUAUCCAGAGAUCCCUUCUUGAGCACAUUGUGGUAAAGCUUGACAACAUAGAGACCCUUGCUUUAAAUCUCCUGCUGAAGAAGAGGACUGACAUUGCAGAGGUAACUGCUUUUCUAAACUACUCAAUCAAUGGGCUCUAUUUUCGUGCCUCGCCGGCGACGCGGCGCAUGCGUGGCGUAAGUGAGGUCCGCCGUGCCGAAAAGGCGUUCCCAAGCACAAUUUGGUAUUUUGGUGAGCGGUGCAGCCCGGCGUAAGUAUCCCCCCUCCCUAACUCAGCUCCUCCCAGCGGCGUAUAUAUAUAUAUAUAUAUAUAUAUAUAUAUAUAUAUAUAUAUAGUGUGUGUGUGUGUGUGUGUGAGAGAGAGAGAGAGAGAGAGAGAGAGAGAGAGAGAGAGAAACAUAAAAAAAGUACAAUUUAAAAAUCAUGAGCAAAAGCAUGAAUGCUAGAGGGAAAAAAGGGAAAGGACCCAAAAUGCAGACAAAAAAGGAUUUAUUUAAAAUUAACCAAAUGAAAAGCAACAAAAACUCUCACAUAGACUAAACAGACAAGCAUACACAUCGACAUACAAUGAACCGACAAAGAAACAGUGGAAGACAGGGACCUUAUACACACACACACACACACACACACACACACACAACAACAACUACAGAGGAAGGAAAAAACUGAUCUAAAGAAUAAAACACUGAGAACAGGAGGGAAACAGGGUCAGACACAAACUGAAAACUCACAAGACAGGAAAAGAGGGGAACAGGAACACUGGGGAAAAUACAAAGAAAAUAAACUCAAAUCACAAAACCAGAGAAAAACUGAAUCAACAGAAGAUAUCAUGACACCCUAGUUUUCACUUUUAAACUUUAAGACUUAUGGUUUUAAUUUUUUAAAUCUCAUUUUUUAUCUCACAGAAAAAUCUGAAGGAUUACUUCAAAACAGACAACAAGCGAUUCUUGAUGUCUGUGCUGACGGAUGAUUUCUCAAAGACACAGUGCAGCCAAGAGAUAGAAAAGGUAAGAGUUUCAUAUCAAAACUUGUUGUACUUGCUCUACACAGUUUCAGGCAGUGAAACCGUAAGGAUGCCUAGCUCAGGUUCACACCUAAAAGAAUGGAAGGUCCACAUAAAUGAUCAUUUUGAAAAGCUUUACAGGUUACAGAUCUGCAGAGGUGGGGGCUUGACGACUCGACUUGAGACUCGACUUGGACUUGAGUCCCGUUUUUGACUUGCUUGAUGAAAUCAAGAAAUGACUUGGACUUGCUUGGGACUUGAUUGCUAAAGACUUGAGACUUGACUUGACUUGAGCCCAGUGACUUGAAAAGUCAAGUCAAGUCUUUUCAAGUCACUUAAUACCUUACAGCGAGCAAGCCCAAACCGUUUAAAAAGUGUCGCAUCAACUAAUAGUCAGGAAUUACGGCCGUUGGUAACACUGUGUUGUGUUUCCAAGUCUGCGUAUUUCCCGCAAAAUAAUUUCGUUUUUUUUUUUUGCUUGUUUCUGCAGGUCUGUUUCCUUAUUUCUCUCACGAAACUUGGCAACACUGUCUCAAACCCUAGCCUCCCUCAUAACGACAACACUGGGAGGACUGAACAUAAAUCGCUCGCUAGUAUUGCCCGCCUGUUGCCUUGUGUCUCUCUUUUGUUUUGUUUUGGAACAGUGAAUUAGAGUAUUACUUUAAUGUUUAAUUGUAUUUGAGUCUUCCUUAUUUUUCUGCACAUUGUCUAAGUUUCCAAUUAUUGAAGUUUAUCUGAUUAUUUUUUGUAUGACAUGCAAAAUAGUUUGGUUAAAGCUGCACCAUGUAACUUGACACAAACAAGGACCCUUGUUUAAUAAUAAAUGCAAAUAGUAAAAAAUGCUCAUGACUUAUGUAAAUCUUUACAUAUAACAAAUGGUUUAUGGCUUUGAUAUGACUUGUUUUUGACUUGAAAGAAACGGUAAGGACUUGGUUGGGACUCGAAACAAAAAGUUCAGGACUUGGACUUGACUUGAGACUGAGAGCAAAGGACUUGGACUUGCCUUGGACUUGAGAGCAAAGCCUUGAGACUCAACUUGGACUUGCAACAUAAGGACUUUCCCCCACCUGUGCAGAUCUGGGUUACAGCUUCAUCAUGCCACAAGUGUAACAAAGACUGGUCUGAAACUGCUCAAGUAUAUGUAAUCAUCCAUGUUUCCAAACAUUCUGCUUGUAUCUUGUUGACCGGAAGGAGAGUCCAUGUAGGGUUAUUAACAAAGCACUUUUGGGAGCCUGAGGAAUGUUAAACAUGUGUACAAGGUCCUUGUUGAGGAUGGUUGUCGGAGGCCCAUGGCUCCAGAAAUCUUGCACCAGAGUAUCCAUGGUAUUUGAGUUAUGCAGCUCCACCACCCUAAAGGAUGACAUGACUGGCUCAAGAAAAUCACUAACAGAAACAAAGAGCAAAAAAUAGAGCUGCCCGUCUGUUAGUUCAGGAAUAUUUGUAACUAAACUGUGUCUCUCUCCGUCUUUGUUUCUUGCAGAAAGUAAUGGAUGAAGUCUAUGAGCUUGUUGUUCGCAUUUACCUCAAACAUCUUCUCAAGAGCAGCAAGAGCAGACUGCAGAGGUGCUGGAGUUCUGAUGUUGGACUAACAGUCCAUGAAGAUGCUGAACUACUUCACUCCGACUUCACAAAGCUGGUGAGAUCUUCAUAUCUUUCUUCAUGUGGUUGUGUCUAUAACUUUGCUGGUUCUGGUUUGUGUUUGUGUUGUUUGUGUUGUCAUUUGUCAGGCUCCUGGUGUCCAGCAGUGGAACUUUGUGCUGCUGAGAGUGUCAGAACUGCUGGAGUGCAAAGACAUCGAGGCGGUGAAGCUCACAGUUGCACUCAUGCAAAAAGAAAGUCCAUCCUGGAGGUAAAUGAGUUUUUUUUCUGAACUUCCCCAGUUAUAAACAAAUGACAAUAUCAACUUCUAAAAUGGAGAGAAACGUGAUAAUCAAAUGAUUUUGUUACAUGGCAACAGUGGAGGAGGCUUCUAGAGUGCUGGGUUUCUGAGUGCUUUAAAAGAGACAGUAUGAUGGGAGGUUUCAAAAAACAAUAAUCUGAGAUUUGUGGAGAAUUUUUUAAGCUCUAAAUGUGAAGUUGCAAACUGAGCUAUCAAAGCUUAGAGAUGAUGAAGUUAAGAGAGGAACUGUACCUCACUGAUCUUACCUGUUUGUGUUGUUCUUAACAGAAGCGAUGUGGAGCUUCUGCCUAAAUUGCUGCGAUGGGUGGGCCUCACUGGACGCAUAGUCAGGGAGGUGCUGGACGCCAUUCCUGGUCAAGAACCCAGAAGUGUGUCCUGGUUCUUCAGCCAAUUUUUCAUAACAGUAUCAAAAUAAAAAAAAGUUCACUGCCAACUAAUUAAACUGACAGAAGACACGCCACAGGCUCCUGCCACCGGAAAACCUGGUCUUCAAAAACGGAAUCACAGUCAACAAUCGGGAGGUCUGCAACACAAGUGACGGUUAUGAGGGCUGA
Messenger RNA from Xyrichtys novacula (pearly razorfish), 7125 nucleotides. The record is from the annotation of a GenBank genome assembly. NCBI's taxonomy places the organism in Eukaryota, Metazoa, Chordata, Actinopteri, Labriformes, Labridae.